Drosophila ananassae is the source of this 2708-nucleotide messenger RNA. Its product is annotated as retina and anterior neural fold homeobox protein 2. NCBI's taxonomy places the organism in Eukaryota, Metazoa, Arthropoda, Insecta, Diptera, Drosophilidae. The record is from RefSeq and is a predicted model, not a curated record. Gene Ontology annotation, biological process: regulation of transcription by RNA polymerase II. Gene Ontology annotation, molecular function: RNA polymerase II transcription regulatory region sequence-specific DNA binding; DNA-binding transcription factor activity, RNA polymerase II-specific. The transcript has 5 exons. Bases 1662 to 2501 code for a protein of 279 amino acids.
CAAAAGGAUCACAAUGCCCCACCAGCAGACGUUACUUAUCUCGUUAGAUUGCCGCACAAUAUUCGAUAUUCGCAGCUCCGACAAGUUUACUUACUUUGCCGCUAUCUGACAGCAUUAAAACUGUCUCCUCGAAUUCUGACUUUCCGGCCAAAGUUUGUGGGUCUGGGUCUGGGUCUGGGUAACCAUAUUACAAGGAUAACACCCACAAAACAGCAGCAACACCACUGCCAGCAGCACGCGAGAAAUGCUUCGUGACAAAGAAUUCGGAAAGCUGAAGGGAAACACAAGGAAAUAAAACUAAAAAACAGGAUAAACCUCGAAAAACCAAAAACGGAGGCAAAAUUGAGCUUGAGGAGAAAAACGGCUCGCAAGACACGAUAGUGGAGCGUGGCAGCAGGAGAAACUUUGAAGUUUUAUUAAAAAUACACACCGCAACAUUCCUCAAGAACUUUCCUCGCACACGAAAACGUGAGAUAAUUUACUAGAAAGAAGCUAACCGGACGGACUCCUCGACUCCGUACUCAGUACUCUGUGGGAUGGCGAGGAGGAGCUCCUGGAAUGGCCAAAAAGCGGCAGCGAAGUGUCAAGUAGUUGGAUAAACUUUUGUGACAGCUCAAUUUGGAAGGGAAAAUGUGUGUAAGGCACAACCGGAGACAGCUUCCCGAGGAGCAGCUCCGGAGGAGAAUAUUAGAAUAUUAAUAGCCGGCUUUGCGGGGGACAUCUAAUGAGCGGAAGCCGAGGAUAGUUUAGUGCCAAAGGAGGCCUUGAUGUGGGUGCCCAUAAAUGCAGGAGCCACGAAUGUGUCAGCCCCGACGGAGGACUCGAGUCACGAAAGUUUCGCCAAACAAAUCUGAAAACUAAAGGAGGUCACUGGACCGGCCUUAAUUAAGAAAGAGAUUUGGAUUUGUGUUUAAAGUUGCACAGAAGUUGGUUUAUAAUCAGGCUUUAAAUGAGGAUAAAAAUGUGUACGAAAAGUUAGUUAGUACAUGAAUCAUAGUGACAGGGCACAGUAACACCCAAAUACAUCUGCCACAGGACUAAGAUGCAGUUCACUAACCAGUUCCGCCUUCCGAUCUCCACUUGGCUGGGAAAAUCAACAACACACUGUGGUUAUGGAAAUCAUUUCAGGAGCUCUGGAGGCGUGCCAGGACUUAUGCACCCGGUGCACAUCCUGCUAGGAACAAGAGCACAUGUCCUGUGUUGACAGGCAGGAGAAGCCGACCGGCUAAUUGCCAAACAGUUUUCCAGGCAACGCCCCCAAGAUGUCGGGCCUACGCUGGUCCCCGGCAGCGGCCAAUGAACGAUCGGUUCUUAUAAUAGCACCGGACCACUCUAUGGCAUCGGAAAGAGACGGAGCACCGGAUCGCGGCAACACAUGUUCCCCGACUCUCGAGGCAGGGCACCCAGCAUGCGGAGCACUCUUCGGGGCUAAUUUUGAGGCUAAUUUCAGUGGGCACACGACUUUGGCACGGUUCGCACAGGAUGCCCCGCGGCCGAAAUUAAUUCAAUCACCAUCCCGCAAUUGGCGUCGACAAAUGAAGAAUUGAAUUCCGAGUCUCAAGUCGCAGCCCGUCGCGAUCUCGCUCCCAAAUUAGUGGAAAGUGUUGCACCAAGUUGAUUGAAAGGCCAAAGUCAGCCACAUAGUAUACAGGUUCUCAGCCAUGCUGAACUACCAGCAGCAACUGCACUCGCUGCCCGUCGGCAAUCCGGGCAAUUUCUACUGCGGCCCGACGGGGUCGCACUCCCUGGCGGUCUCCGGCGAGGCCUAUCCGUCCCACUCGCAAUCUAUAGACUCGGACGACAAACUGAUCGACCCGGAGAGCAGUAUCCGGGACCUGGACAAGAUGCACAGGUUCUCGGUGGACAACCUGAUCGAGCUAAAGCACGACGGCUACGGCAAGAGCAAGUUGCCCCUGGAGCUCAACAACAACUACGGCGGCGGCGGCGGUGGCGGCAGUCUCGGCGGUGGAAGUGGUCUUCCCGGUUGCCCAGGAAAUAUUUCAGCCGGUCACUCCAGGAAACCGCGACGCAACCGCACCACCUUCAGCUCCGCCCAGCUGACGGCCUUGGAGAAGGUCUUCGAGAGGACUCACUACCCCGACGCCUUCGUGCGCGAGGAGCUGGCCACCAAGGUGCACUUGAGCGAGGCCCGGGUCCAGGUCUGGUUCCAGAAUCGCCGAGCCAAAUUCCGCCGGAACGAGCGCAGUGUGGGCUCCAGGCCGCUGCUGGACCCUGCCCCCCAGCUGGUGCCGGCGCCCCUGGGGAAUAACAUGCACAAAUAUGUGAAUCUGCCACACCCCCCACCACCGCCGCCGCCCGGAGCUUACGCCCUAAACUUUGGGCCCCUGGAGCUGCGGUCGUGCCAGAACUACGGCAACUGCUACGGCGGAUUCGGCGCGAGUCCGUCCACGGGCAACGGCGUCUGCUCGUUCUUCGGGGCUGCCACAAACUAUUGUGUGGCAGCCAACUACGCCAAGAACGCCGCCUAUCCGCCGCUCUGACGGCCACGGGCCACCGAUGGUAUCUCUUUUAAUGGGCCCCGAGAGGUUACUUCGUGCAUAUGUAUUUCAAUUAGCCAAAUUCUAUUAAUGCUUAAAAGUGUAUUAAGACUAACAUAAAUUCGCCUACCUGACUAAUAUUUAAAUUAAUGACGCCACCAAGCGGGAGUGACAGGAGCUCUGGAAAUAAAGUGAAGGUUCUAGACAAUA